CUUCUUGCAAACUCCUUGUAGCUCUCGCGUCGCACUUUCGUCCUCGUUUCUCCGUACUCAGCUCUCAGUACCCCGGUCCUGAGUGACCCCCAUCUUGGGCUCCAUUUGGCCGACGACGGCGGCGGCGGCGGCGGCGGCGGCGGCCGACCGAAGGCUUCGAUCAAUCAAGCUAUAGAGUGCACCGAAGCUUCAAAUGGUGUGCUUCCUGAUGAAUGUCUUCAAGCAGUUAUUACCGGCCAAACAUGAUAUCGGCGGUGCCUUCAAGUAUGGUGCAGCAUUCUCCUCAUGCUUCCGCCGCUUAUCCACCGAUACUGUCAUGGAGGUUCAUUCUCAAGAGCAGGAAGUUGUAAUCGCUCUAGGCAGCAAUGUGGGUGACAGACUGAACAAUUUCAACGAAGCUUUGGACUUGAUGAAGAAGUCCGGCAUACACAUUACAAGGCAUGGCUGUUUGUACGAGACAGCGCCUGCUUAUGUCACUGAUCAACCUCAGUUUCUGAACUCCGCUGUGAGAGCAGUCACAACUCUUGGGCCCCAUGAAUUACUACACCAACUUAAGACAAUUGAAAAGGACAUGGGUCGCAUGAAUGGGAUCAGGUAUGGCCCGAGGCCAAUUGACUUGGAUAUAUUGUUCUAUGGGAAGUUUAGAAUUAACUCUGACACACUUGUAGUCCCUCACGAGAGAAUAUGGGAGAGACCAUUUGUGAUGGCUCCACUGAUGGAUUUGAUUGGAUCAACUGUUGACAGUGAUGUAGUGGCGUCUUGGCAUUCUCUGUCGAUACAUUCAGGUAGUCUUUGUGACUCGUGGAAUAAACUGGGAGGUGAAUCUUUGAUUGGAAAGGAAGGACUCAAAAGAGUUUUACCCAUCAGAAAUGACCUCCUUUGGGACUGGUCAGAGAGAACGUUUGUUAUGGGUGUUCUCAACCUAACACCAGAUAGUUUUAGUGAUGGAGGGAAGUUCCAAAGUGUGGAAGCUGCGAUUUCCCAGGUCCGUUUGAUGAUUUCGGAGGGGGCAGAUAUAAUUGAUCUUGGGGCCCAAUCUACUAGGCCUAGGGCAGAUCGGAUUUCUCCUAGAGAAGAACUAGAGAGAUUGAUUCCAAUUUUAGAAGCUGUCCUGGAAAUGCCUGAGAUGGAGGGGAAGCUUGUCUCCAUUGACACAUUUUACUCGGAAGUUGCUUCAGAAGCAGUGAGGAAGGGGGCACAUAUUGUAAAUGAUGUAUCUGCAGGGAAAUUGGAUGACAAUAUGAUUCCUGUUGUUGCUGAUCUUAAGGUUCCUUAUGUUGCGAUGCACAUGAGGGGGGAUCCAUCUACUAUGCAAAAUAGAGAAAACCUCCAAUACGACGAUGUGUGUAAGCAGAUUGCAUCUGAGUUGUUUACUAGAGUGAAAGAUGCCGAGUUAUCUGGUAUACCAGCUUGGAGAAUAAUCUUGGACCCAGGAAUUGGAUUCUCAAAGAACAUUGAACAUAAUGUGGACAUUCUUGGGGGAUUACCAGCCAUUCGAGAAGAACUUGCGAGAAAAACCUUGGCUCUCUCUCAUGCUCCUUUACUGAUAGGACCUUCUAGAAAAAGAUUUCUAGGUGACGUUUGCGCUCGUCCAAUUGCCAUGGAGCGUGAUGCGGCAACGGUUGCUGCUGUCACUGCUGGAGUACUUGGCGGCGCAAAUAUUGUAAGGGUUCAUAAUGUCAGAGAUAACUCAGAUGCUGUGAAGCUUUGUGAUGUGAUGCUGAAAAGGAGGAGCUCCACUGCAUAGUACAUCUGGCCUGCUGUUGUCCAUUGGCUUAGGGUUUAUUUGUUUUGGGAAAAACCUCAUGAUAAUGGCAAAUGUUUUUCGGGAAACCAAUUUUUGGGAAAUGUUUUCCCCUUUUCAGGUAGGGAUAUCAUUUCACUAACUUUAAGCAUGUAUACUUUCUCUGACAUUAAGUGACUUUCUGAUGAUUGAUCAUCUUCAGCAAAUCAAGCACAUGAAAGUCCUGAAAACUAAAUUCAGAAAAUUCUUUCACUCAACCAACAAGGGAAUGGGCUAUUGUACAACCCAGAGGUGUUAGUUAGCUAAGGUCACACUGUGCAAUGGAUUCUUCGGUGUUCAAGCAAGUUGAAUAAAGAACUCUGUAUACGUAUUGUUUUUCUGAAUUAAGUUGAAUUGCUUUGUUCUUUAUAAUGCAGCUCAUUGUUAAGAAGUCAAUGAUUUUCAGGGAAGUCUAUUGCCAAUUUUGAUGCGCUAAAGAGAAAGAAACAGGUUGCCUUGCAAUCGCUGCUGAAGGCUUUAGUUAAGAACAUGGCCUGUGAUAUAGUAGCAGUGCAUUUGCAUGAGCAACUGUCGGACAGUUAAAGAACCAUCUUCUUCACAAAUCAAUAUUCUCUGUGGUUUUUGUCACACUACAAGGCUCCGUGUUGGCAAUAGCUUCAGGAUUACCGUUUUCAAACUUUUCUUCAGCCGAGGACUUUCCCUCCAGUGGAUCUUCAAGAUUGUCAGAAGCUGAACUUCAAUGUGAUGAUCCAGUUGCUGAGUUCAGUACAAAAGCGUAUAAGGUACCCCCUUGAAUGCUACGUGAACUUUCACGACAUAUUGAUCUGCUACAGAGCACUGGACGCUCCACUGCAGUUAAUGGGAUUAGUGGGAGUGCAUUACACAACAUUAUCAGUCACGUGUAUGAAUUUUGGGAAACUUACUUUCAUUAAGGGCAUCUUUUCAUUCAUUGUAAUUAUGUUGGAAUGAUCAUUUGAGUGCCAA
This is a messenger RNA of Eucalyptus grandis, 2728 nucleotides long. RefSeq names its product folate synthesis bifunctional protein, mitochondrial. The transcript is spliced from 3 exons. Bases 194 to 1747 code for a protein of 517 amino acids. The record is from RefSeq and is a predicted model, not a curated record. Gene Ontology annotation, biological process: tetrahydrofolate biosynthetic process. NCBI's taxonomy places the organism in Eukaryota, Viridiplantae, Streptophyta, Magnoliopsida, Myrtales, Myrtaceae. Gene Ontology annotation, molecular function: 2-amino-4-hydroxy-6-hydroxymethyldihydropteridine diphosphokinase activity; dihydropteroate synthase activity.